AUGGUGAUGGAAGCUCUUUCUUGCAUGAUAAAUAAGGCUUGUGAUUUGAGGAUUCUUAAAGGGGUUUCACUUCCUAAUGGAGGCCCGACUGUUUCUCAUUUAUUUUAUGCGGACGAUGCGAUAAUUAUGGGGGAAUGGAGCAGGGGGAACUUAUUAAAUGUGGUGAGAAUUUUGAGAUGCUUUCAUGUUUGUUCAGGGCUCAAAAUCAAUUUGAGCAAGUCAUAUUUAUUUGGGGUGGGUUUGCAGCCGGUUGAGGUGGAAGAGAUGGCCGAGUUGGUUGGUUGCAAAGCGGAUGCUUUUCCAUUCAAGUUUUUGGGUCUCUCGGUUGGGGCCAACAUGAACCGGAUUUCAAACUGGAGGCCUGUGUUCGAUGUCUUUGAGAAACGUUUAUCGCUUUGGAGAGCUUCUACUCUCUUUUGGCGGCAGAGUCACCUUGAUUCGUUCAGUUCUGGAAAGCCUUCCUACUUACUUUUUUUCUCUUUAUCGUGCCCCGAUCAAUAUAAUGCAGGACUUGGAAACUCUCAUUAG
This is a messenger RNA of Helianthus annuus (common sunflower), 528 nucleotides long. RefSeq lists its product as uncharacterized. The record is from RefSeq and is a predicted model, not a curated record. The coding region runs from base 1 to 528 and encodes 175 amino acids. The transcript has a single exon. Lineage: Eukaryota; Viridiplantae; Streptophyta; Magnoliopsida; Asterales; Asteraceae.